Messenger RNA from Adelges cooleyi (spruce gall adelgid), 2986 nucleotides. RefSeq names its product probable peroxisomal acyl-coenzyme A oxidase 1. Lineage: Eukaryota; Metazoa; Arthropoda; Insecta; Hemiptera; Adelgidae. The transcript is spliced from 14 exons. Gene Ontology annotation, cellular component: peroxisome. The coding region runs from base 556 to 2565 and encodes 669 amino acids. Gene Ontology annotation, molecular function: FAD binding; acyl-CoA oxidase activity; fatty acid binding. The record is from RefSeq and is a predicted model, not a curated record. Gene Ontology annotation, biological process: lipid homeostasis; fatty acid beta-oxidation using acyl-CoA oxidase.
UCGUAACACUUGAUGACCGCUGAUAAGACGUUAUGACCUAUCUAAUAUGACCCAUAUUUUUAUUAUCAAUGCUCUGAGGUGCGUAGUUCUAUCUCGUGGAGAUUGGAGAACUACAAAAGUGAUCACAAAUAACAAUUCCCACCAUCACUCAAUUUCCUUCAAUAUUUAUUUUGAUUUCGUCGUGUAUUCUCCUACCUUGUACGUAAUAGAAUGACAACACUUGUUGCUUACGUAGACGUCACUCACGUUAGUACUAAGUACCAAACACCAACUCCUACUCACUAGUCACUAGUUAUCCUAAAUUUGUUGUUUGACAUAGGUAAUUUUCUCUUUGAUAUUUCACGCUUGUUACUUGAAUAAUUGGCCUUGAUAAUCAAACGUUGAUCUUCUCGUUGUUUUUACCCUUUCACCACGUUUCCCAUUAAUGUUGUUGAGCAAUAUUAAUAGACGUCUUCAAUCGAAAAAGCAAAAGAAUUAAUUGACGUUUUAUUUGUUAAUAAGACUGCCAGUAAUAAAUACGUUUAUUUCUUAAUUUGGUAAUUUUUUAAAAUCAAAAUGAAGAUUACAAUUAAUGAGGAUUUGAAAAGAGAACGCCAAAAGUGUACUUUCAACGUUGAAGAACUUACAAAUUUCAUAGAUGGCGGUAUUCAAAAAACAGAAGCUAGAAGAAAAGUGGAAUCAUUUUUUUUAUCCGAUCCACGUUUAAAAGACGACGUUCCAAUGGAAUAUUUAAGCCAUAAAGAACGUUAUGAACAUGCUGUAAGGAAGAGUUGUGUUUUAUUUAAAAAAAUUACGGAAUGGCAAGAACAAGAUGACGGCAGUGGCGGGUCCAUGGAUCUUUAUCAAGCACUCUUGGGUGGUUUACUCGGUAGUGCUAUCAUAAAUGAUGGUACACCUUUUGCUGUACAUUAUGUUAUGUUCAUUCCUACAAUAAUGGGACAAGGCACUAUGGAACAACAAGGCGAUUGGGUCGGUCGAGCGUUUAGUAAUCAGAUAAUAGGAACAUAUGCUCAGACUGAACUAGGCCACGGAACUUUCAUUCGAGGUUUAGAAACCACCUGUAUGUAUGAUCCAUCAACUGAAGAAUUUGUGUUGAAUAGUCCCACAUUAACAUCGUAUAAAUGGUGGCCUGGUGGACUUGGACAUACCUGUAACUAUGCAGUUGUUGUUGCUCAGUUAUAUACUCAAGGAAAAUGUCAUGGUAUACACCCUUUUAUUGUUCAGCUCAGAGACGAAGAAACAUGGAUGCCACUGCCUGGAAUAAAAAUUGGCGAAAUUGGAAGUAAAUUUGGAAUGAACUCAACCAAUAAUGGAUACUUAGCAUUUGAUAAUGUCAGAAUACCAAGAAUAAAUAUGCUAAUGAAAAAUGCAAAAGUUCUAAAGGAUGGUACUUAUCAAAAGUCUUUAAGUGACAAGUUGACUUAUGGCACAAUGAUAUUUGUACGUGUAGCUAUUGUAAGAGACUUAGUAGUAAACUAUUUAGCAAAAGCUGCUGUGAUAGCGACUAGAUACAGUGCUGUAAGACGACAGUCAGAGCGUAAACCCGGUGAACGUGAACCUCAAAUAUUAGAUUAUCAGACACAACAGUAUAAAUUAUUUCCAGUUAUAGCUACUAGCAUAGCAUUUCGAUUUGCAGCUACGUGGUUAUGGACUGUUUAUAACGAGGUUACUUCUCAACUAGAACAAGGUGACAUGGAACGAUUACCUGAGUUGCAUGCAAUGGCUUGCUGCUUAAAAGCUGUUGGUACAGCUGAUGCAGCUGUUGGUGUGACGACGUGCCGUUUAGCGUGCGGUGGUCAUGGCUAUAUGAACAAUAGUAAUUUACCUAAUACCUAUGCAAUGACUACUGCCACAGAAACAUAUGAAGGAGAGAAUACGGUUUUACUGUUACAAACUGCAAGAUAUUUGAUGAAAGCUUUCCAAGAUGCUAAGUCUGGCAUGGAAUUAACAGAGACAGUGAAGUAUUUAAAUAAUUUUAAAAACCUCAGACGUUUAAAUUGGACAACAGAUUUGAAAUGUAUGGCAAAUGCUUUCACUCAAGUAGCUGGAAGUUUAAUAGAAAAAUGUUAUUUUUCAAUCAAUUUAUUAGUAAAGUCAGGAGUUCCUCAUGAAGAUGCUUGGAAUCAGACAUCUAUUCAACUUACAAGGGCUACUGACGCCCACUGUCGAGCGUUUGUGAUUAAUGCAUUUAUAGCAACUCUUCAAAAGGUUCAACUCUCCUCAGAAUUAAAGUUGGUAUUAACACAACUUGCAGAAUUAAUUUGUGUACAUUGGAUUUUAAUCAAAUUAGGCGAUUUUUUGCAGUUUUCAAAUUUAAAACCAAGUGACGUGCAUUCAGUACAAACUUUAUUAGAAGAUAGCUUAAAACGUCUCAGGCCAAAUGCAGUUGGCUUGGUGGAUAGUUUCGAUAUGAGAGAUGAAAUUUUAAGUUCACCGUUGGGAGCUUAUGAUGGUAAUGUUUACGAACGACUUAUUAACGAAGCCAAUAAAAGUCCGCUAAAUAAAGAACCUGUCAAUGAAUCAUUUCAUAAAUAUUUAAAACCAUUUUUAAAAUCAAAUUUGUAAAUCAUCAAAAUCAUAAUAUAACAACUUGAAUAGUAGUUAUUUGUGUUAAAUAUUAAUGUUAUACUUUGCAUAUUAGAAAGGGUUAUGGUAUUAAUAUACAGUAUGGAGUUUGUUUUCUCGUAGCAUAAUAUUUUUAUUUUUAUUUAAUUAUAUUUUAUAAGUUAUAUUUAUAUAUCUUUAUUAUUUUUACCAAAUGGGAUCUAUAAAGGGAUUGUAUUAUUUUAUACCUACUUAGUGGUUUUAUGUGUGAAUCUAUUUUAAGUAAACUAUGUUAUGUGACAUUUAAAAUUUUAUAUUUAUCUAUGAUUGUUGUCUACUUAUUUUUUUCAUUAUUUGUUACUUUUUUGUUAUUGUUUAUACAAUUAUUAUAGACUAAGAUUAUACAAAACUAUCCAUAUAAAUUACAAUAAAAAAUAUUGUA